AUGUCAUCCUACCAACCCCAGCAAACCACCACCGCCGACCAAACCGCCAGCGCCAUCGACGCCACAGCCCGUACCGUCCACUACAAGUGCGGCGACUGCGACAUGGACGUGCCUCUCAAGCGCGGCGAGCCCAUCCGGUGCAGGAACUGUGGUCAUCGUGUGCUUUACAAGCAAAGGACUAACCGUAUGGUCCAAUUCGAAGCCCGAUGA
Alternaria arborescens is the source of this 210-nucleotide messenger RNA. RefSeq lists its product as hypothetical. Gene Ontology annotation, biological process: DNA-templated transcription. The record is from RefSeq and is a predicted model, not a curated record. Bases 1 to 210 code for a protein of 69 amino acids. Gene Ontology annotation, cellular component: RNA polymerase III complex; RNA polymerase II, core complex; RNA polymerase I complex. The transcript has 2 exons. Gene Ontology annotation, molecular function: DNA-directed RNA polymerase activity; zinc ion binding; DNA binding. Lineage: Eukaryota; Fungi; Ascomycota; Dothideomycetes; Pleosporales; Pleosporaceae.